Molecule: messenger RNA, 845 nt
Organism: Filobasidium floriforme
Lineage: Eukaryota; Fungi; Basidiomycota; Tremellomycetes; Filobasidiales; Filobasidiaceae
Exons: 1
Coding region: 129-437 (102 amino acids)
Source: RefSeq, a predicted model, not a curated record
AUCGCGAAUCGCACCGGUGCGAGGUGGGUCGAACAGUCAUUCCGUCGCAUACAUCUCGCUCGAGUGACUGACUGACACAGCCUCUUGCAAAAAAUCUAGACCUUGUGAUCCUCCGCCGAUUGAGCGAGAUGGUUCUCCGAAUCUCCUUGACGACUCGAUCAGCAAUCGCUACACAAGCUCUUGCCGUUCUUGCGGACAAUCUUCGUGAUCUCGACCUCGGUGAUGCCACUGUACUGGAUCAACAGGACUGGCGGACGACCGCAGAAUCACUGCUCCGCGCGGGCAUGGCGUGGGAUCCCGAUACGCUGAAUCCGAGCGAAAAGACAAAGGCCGCACAGAGCCUGUCCUUGCUGUCCUGCCGAGUCGCUGCCUGCCCUGGACCUCUUGGAGAUUGGGUUCGGAAGGAGGCGAAGGCCUUGGUGGGGCUGUCAAUCUAGAUCGAUUGAUCCGGCGAGCCUACUGUACUACUGAUGAGCAUCUGAAAGGAUUGAUUGAUCGAGAUAUGCGCCGUCCUUGCCAUGCCAUGCCGGUUUUCCUUUGUUCUAAUCACGCGGACCCAAAAUUUGAGCUAGCUUCCUUUGAAACGCGUUCUCAUCAAAGGGGUCCAAAGGGAGUUGGAUAGGUAGAUUGCAUCAUGAUCUUUGAUUGUGCUUGAUCCUCUUCUCAGGAUAUACAGGAUGUUGAAUGUCCCGCCAAACUUCAGGCUUCUCGAUGUCAUCAGCUGCAACUUGAUGUUCUACGUUUCCAAGCCGAGUCGUUCGGAUUUGAAUUAGCUACUUGCUCGCUCGCCGCAGCAAGAGAGCGACACGCGGAAGCGAUCACUUCUGACCGCUAGCUUCGCGUUU